Messenger RNA from Aspergillus pseudonomiae, 438 nucleotides. RefSeq lists its product as uncharacterized. The coding region runs from base 155 to 394 and encodes 79 amino acids. The record is from RefSeq and is a predicted model, not a curated record. Lineage: Eukaryota; Fungi; Ascomycota; Eurotiomycetes; Eurotiales; Aspergillaceae. The transcript has a single exon.
AACAGCUUCUUGAACAUCCGUUCUUGCUCUAGCGGCGUCUUGUCCUGAGCGGGGACAUCUCGCAUCAAUUAUACAUUGCGAAUAGGCGACAGGAAGUUCAUUUCAUGUCUCAGACAUUAUCGACGUGACUUGUUCCUACCUCCCAAAGCAAAGUAUGGAUGGUGCCAACAGUCAAAGCAGGCUAUUUAAACCCGAUCGUGUCACGCAUUUUCCCGGUACAGCACUCCUAUCCACCCAGCUAUACCUCUCAUUAUAUUUCGUGGUCUAUUCUACUCGUCUCCUCGCUCUCGACCGCUCUUUGCCUAGUCCAUUUCUAUCUCGCUUGUUGAUAUUUCGAGUCGGUCCUAUCCCUUGGCCGCCUGCGAUGGUCAAGAAUAGGGUCAAGUUCGGGUGAUAACCCCCUAAUUGCUACUCGUUCAACUCUCUACAAGACUAAUC